Molecule: messenger RNA, 390 nt
Organism: Cladophialophora bantiana CBS 173.52
Lineage: Eukaryota; Fungi; Ascomycota; Eurotiomycetes; Chaetothyriales; Herpotrichiellaceae
Exons: 1
Coding region: 1-390 (129 amino acids)
Source: RefSeq, a predicted model, not a curated record
AUGGCCCCCCAAUCUCGAUACCAUAUCGCAGCCGUGCGAAAUCACCGGUCGUGGAAGCACAAAUCAUUGCAGAAUAAUGACGUGGCCCAGUUAGGUGGUAAGGAAUUUCGUACAAGGAAAGAAGGGUACGAGCAGCGAAAUAGCGAGCAGCUCAUUAUAGGAGACGGUCGAGAGGGACAGAACGUUGCACACAACAUCCGGCUGCGCGAGGUUGAAGCUAUACUCGGUUUUCAGUCGAAACAGCUAUUGAAGCUGGCGGUUUGCCAAAACCACAGCCUAGAGCCUGUGGAGGAGGAAGAAAAGAUCGCUCAGGAGCAGAUCUGGAAGGAAAUGCUACGUCCAACAGAAGAAAUCCUAAACACUAUACACAAUCAAAUACAGCAGAUCUGA